Bombina bombina (fire-bellied toad) is the source of this 1214-nucleotide messenger RNA. RefSeq names its product cilia and flagella associated protein 119 (gene CFAP119). The transcript is spliced from 10 exons. Bases 1 to 996 code for a protein of 331 amino acids. Lineage: Eukaryota; Metazoa; Chordata; Amphibia; Anura; Bombinatoridae. The record is from RefSeq and is a predicted model, not a curated record.
AUGGAAGUGAGUGGACCCGCUGCUACUGACACUCCUAAUAUUGGUGAUGACACUGUCAAUAGGGAAUCCUUUAUAUUUACAGAAGCAGAUGCAGAGCGCAUCCUUGCAAGUACAGACUUGCGUGAGUUGAGAGGGGAGACACCUCUUGAUGUUUAUCAUAAAUUGUUGAAUUUACAGAAAAGAGAGAACAACAAAUUAAUGACUGUAGAGACUGAUUACAGGGAGAGAAGAGUGUAUAGGUGGCUCUAUGGGAAGGAGGACAAUAGACCACAAUUUAGACGAAGGAGACGCUUUAAUAAUAGAAACAUUGCUGACACUGUUGACAGUAGUGGAGGCGAUUCAUCUGGGCCAGAUAAUGAUGAGUCCAACCCAAAUGUUAAUGCUGGUCACCCUUUAGGUGGGACCAUCACCUACAGCCAGUUUGUAAAGGAGUCAUAUUCCUUUAUACUGGAUUCUCCCUCACUCAUUCGGAGAGACUUGGAUACACAUGACCUAGAGAUUCUGGAGAGAUGUAACAGUGCAGAGGAUAUGCAGAGGUCUCUCUCUCAGAUGCUGUCCCUUGAGCGAAGUCUGUCACCUUUACAGGUCUCUGUGCUACUGGACUUGUAUUACUACACUUUGAGGUUCUGUCAGGACUGUGGGUUUAGCAGAGAACAAACAUCCUGUCUGGUUUCAAUCAUGAAGGAAACACACGGUGCAUGCCUUGAUACUCCUUUGGAUAAUGCUGAUACCUGCUAUGGAUACUUCAGACAGUUGCUGCUUUGUCACACGCUCCAGCGACCCCCAUUUAGCCUAAAUCUCUUCACACCGCAGCAGGUUCUGCUGAUUUCUGAAUACUUCCUGAAUACUUAUUUUCGCCAUUUUAAACUCUACAAAUAUGUCUUCACUCCUCAGGUGCUUCUGGACCUUUCAGUGUCACAUGAAGGAGUCUCAGAACCUGAGUCAGAUCCAGAAACAAGAGAUGGUGUAAGGCAAGUUUUUGUCUCUCCAAUGUGAGUUCAGCUAAUGUAUCUUUAUCUGAGGAUAAUCUUGCCAGAGCGGAGAGCGUUGGAUCAUCAGGCCCCAGGAGAAGAGGGGAUGCAGGAACCUGCUGGGGUCAAAGGCAGAGGGAAAACUGUGCUGAGUAACUGCAACGGGGGAGCAGGGUGUUGGUAACUGUCAGCGCCAGACACCUCUUCCAUAUGUAUGUCAUCAAUAAAUCUGCUACUGCUAAA